Messenger RNA from Ananas comosus (pineapple), 2707 nucleotides. RefSeq names its product putative cyclic nucleotide-gated ion channel 9. Lineage: Eukaryota; Viridiplantae; Streptophyta; Magnoliopsida; Poales; Bromeliaceae. The record is from RefSeq and is a predicted model, not a curated record. Gene Ontology annotation, biological process: potassium ion transport; transmembrane transport. Gene Ontology annotation, cellular component: membrane. Gene Ontology annotation, molecular function: voltage-gated potassium channel activity. Bases 328 to 2508 code for a protein of 726 amino acids. The transcript has 9 exons.
CCACUUGGGGAGGGUAAUCAAACGGCCGGAUCAGCCGCUGAUCAUGAGCAAGCUCGUAGCAGCUGACCUCGUCCAGACAGCAAACGCAUGUGGGUCGAAGAAGCUUCCCGGGUGCUGCAGGGCCGCCUCUCCAAAGUCUUCCCCACCACUAUCACCAUCCUCCUAAUACAUAGAUAUUAUUAUUGACGCGUCCCCUCUACCGGCGCAAACCUGCGUGAUCGUAUGGAAUAUGAUAAUGCAAAGGAACUUUGUCAUUAGUUAGAUGCGCUUGUUUCACAUUCUAGUAGUUUGCAGUUCUCAGCUAGUGGUGAUUCAUAGGUUGUGAAGAUGUUCGAUUGUGGUUACAAAGCACAAUUUAUAAAUGGGCAGAGAGAGAAGUUCAUCAGGCUGGAGGAGUCAAGCCCUAGGUAUUCCGUGGCUUCUUCUGAUACAGGAAGAACGAAUAAGCGUGGGUUCAACAUAUUUGGGUUUCAUGGCAUAUCGUUUGAUCCAUUAAAACCUUUCAGGAGAGGAAUGAAAAAGGGUUCUACAGGGAUCGAAUCACAUGGUCAAUCUCUUCCAUUUGGUACUUCGAAGGCGGUUUUUCCUGAAGAUCAUAAGGCUUCUAAGAAGAAAAUAUUUGAUCCGCAAGAUAAAUUCCUUAUAAGAAUGAACAGGCUUUUUGUCAUGUCAUGCAUUAUUGCUAUUGCAGUGGAUCCGCUAUUCUUCUAUCUACCAGUAAUAAAUGAUAAUUGUGUUGGAAUAGACCGAAGAUUGGCUAUAACAUCAACAAUUGUGAGGACAAUUGUUGAUUCUUUCUAUCUCAUGCAUAUGGUUCUUCAAUUCCGUACUGCUUUCACUGCUCCAUCUUCUCGGGUAUUUGGUAGAGGUGAAUUAGUGAUUGACCCUGCACAGAUUGCUAGGAGAUACUUGAGAAGUUACUUCCUCAUGGACUUUCUUGCGGUGGUACCACUUCCACAGAUUGUAGUUUGGAGAUAUCUUCAAAGUUCAGAAGGAUCAGAUGUAUUGGCUACUAAAAAUGCAUUGCUUUUGAUUGUUGUUCUUCAGUAUUUCCCCAGAUUCUAUCGGAUUUUUCCUUUGACAUCAGAGUUAAAAAGGAAAGCAGGUGUCUUCGUUGAAACUGCUUGGGCCGGUGCUGCAUACUAUCUGCUAUGGUAUAUGCUAGCUAGUCAUAAUGUUGGCUCUUUUUGGUACUUGUUGUCUGUAGAACGUGAGAAUGAUUGCUGGCAUUUGGCUUGCAAGAAUUAUAAUGGAUGUCUUGACAGUUAUUUGUAUUGUGGGAAUCGUCAUCUUAAUGGUUAUGACACCUGGCUCAAUGUUAGCAACCAAGUUCUUGGUAACCAAUGCCCAAAUAAUGGUAGCACACAGCCUUUUAAUUUUGGUAUAUAUGCACAAUGCUUGCAGUCUGGAGUAGUUCAAUCAAAGAAAUUUGUUUCCAAACUCUCUUUUUGCUUCUGGUGGGGACUUCAAACUUUGAGUACUCUUGGCCAAGGGCUUCAAACAAGUACAUAUCCUGGAGAGGUGAUCUUCUCAAUAGCAAUAGCUAUUCUUGGACUCAUUCUCUUCGCCCUUCUUAUUGGUAACAUGCAGACCUAUCUGCAGUCGGUAGCAAUACGCCUAGAAGAAAUGAGAGUUAAGAAGCGUGAUGCCGAGCAGUGGAUGCAUCACCGACUACUUCCCCCAGAUCUCAGAGAACGAGUCAGGCGGUAUGAACAGUACAAGUGGGUGGAGACACGAGGAGUUGAUGAGGAAAACUUGGUUCAGAGCCUUCCCACGGACCUUAGGAGGGACAUCAAACGCCACCUCUGUUUAGGUCUGGUCAGAAGGGUCCCUCUGUUCGCGAACAUGGAUGAGAGAUUAUUAGAUGCAAUAUGCGAACGCUUGAAACCGAGCCUCUACACAGAGAACUCAUACAUUCUAAGGGAAGGCGAUCCCGUGGAUGAGAUUGUUUUCAUAUUACACGGCCAGUUGGAGAGUGUUACCACUGACGGCGGCAGAAGUGGGUUCUUUAAUCGGGGUAUGCUUAAAGAAGGAGACUUCUGUGGGGAGGAAUUACUAACCUGGGCACUCGAUCCAAAGUCCAGUGCUAAUUUCCCCACUUCCACUAGGACCGUUCGAGCCCUGACUGAAGUUGAAGCCUUUGCUUUAGUUGCUGAAGAACUAAAAUUCGUGGCGGGGCAGUUCAGAAGGCUCCACAGCAAGCAAGUUCAGCACACAUUCCGAUUCUACUCGCAGCAGUGGAGGACGUGGGCAGCCUGCUUUGUUCAAGCGGCGUGGCGGCGGUAUUCCAAGAGAAAGGCGGCGGAAUUGCGACGGAAGGUAGAAGAGGGACGACUCCGAGAUCAUUUAGUUAGUGGACACACAAGCUUCGGGGCAACCAUCUACGCAUCUCGAUUCGCUGCUAAUGCUCUUCGAGGAGUUCAUAGAAUGCGGAAUCGAAGCGUUAUGGAGAUGGUGAAGUUGCAGAAGCCUCCCGAGCCUGAUUUUACCGCCGAAGAUGCCGAUUAAGGUGAUUGCUGACUGGUGAAGAGAAGAAACUUUGCGGUAUUCUUCGAUGCUCUUUCAUUUUGUAAAUGAAUUCACGUCUGUAGAAUAUGCUUGGAGGGUUAUUUUUUUAUAUAUAAGUUGAUGUUAAAAGAUCUGAUUGUUUUGUCACUACUGGGUAAUGUUGUGCAUUAAUGUUGUGAAUUAUUUCACUUCCAACUAA